Molecule: messenger RNA, 2022 nt
Organism: Andrographis paniculata
Lineage: Eukaryota; Viridiplantae; Streptophyta; Magnoliopsida; Lamiales; Acanthaceae
Product: cytochrome P450 81Q32-like
Exons: 1
Coding region: 110-1636 (508 amino acids)
Molecular function (GO): monooxygenase activity; heme binding; iron ion binding
Source: RefSeq, a predicted model, not a curated record
UAACUUCUACAGAGUGCAUUCCGACUCCAAUCUCCACUGCAACAACAACGCCGGGAAGAAGAAGAAGAAGAAGAAGAAGAUAGAGCCUGACCAUACCCAAUCCAUUUUCAUGGAGUUAUCAUUCGUCUCCGCCGUCUUCCUCUUCUUCGUCCUCUAUUUUUCAGUCGCCUCAUUUAUCCGCACCAAGCUUCGAAGGUCGCCUCCUAGUCCUCUUAUAUCCUUCCCCAUUAUAGGUCACCUCUAUCUCUUGAAGAAGCCCCUUCAUCAAACCCUAGCUAAAAUUUCCCGCCAAUACGGCCCCGUCGUAUCGCUACAGUUCGGAUCCAGACCAGUUCUCGUCGUCUCUUCCGCCUCCGCCGCAGAGGAGUGCUUCACGAAAAACGACAUCGUUUUUGCGGAUCGGCCUAAAUUGCUGGUAGGGAAGCACCUCGGAAUGAACUAUACCUCUCUCGUUUGGGCGUCUUACGGGAAUCAUUGGCGGAAUCUCAGACGCGUGGCUACUACGGAAAUCUUAUCCACCAUUCGCGUUAACCUGUUCGAGGAUGUUCGGAGAAGCGAGAUCCGGUCGCUCCUCAAGCGCCUCCGGUUGGGCGGCAGAGUCGAGGACGGGAACGAUUACAGCGUGGUUGAUAUGAAGAUGCUCUUAUUCGAGAUGACGACGAACAUUAUGAUGAGAAUGAUUGCCGGAAAACGGUAUUACGACGAUGACUCCGGGAGUUGGGAGGAGGUGCGGCGGUUUAAGGAGAUCGUGAAGGAGACCUUCGAGGUGAGUGGAUCUUCGAACUUUGUGGAUUUCUUACCUGUUCUGAAAUGGAUCGGAAUGGACAAAUCGGAGCAGAGGAUGAAGGUAUUGCAGGAAAAGAGGGACGGAUUUGUGCAAAACCUAAUCGACGAGCACCGCAAAAUCGAGGAUUCAGAUAACAACAGGACACUGAUUCAAGUUCUUCUUUCACUCCAGAAAUCAGAUCCUGAUUCCUACACCGACGAAAUCAUCAGAGGCUUGAUGCAGGUGCUGUUCUCCGCCGGGACGGACACGUCGGCAGCGACGACGGAAUGGGCGAUGUCGCUGCUGCUGAACAAUCCAGAAGCACUAAUCAAAGCACACAGCGAAAUCAACGCCGUCGUCGGAAAUUCUCGGCUAGUCGAAGACUCCGAUCUUCCUCAUCUACCUUAUCUCCGCGGAAUCAUCCUUGAAACUAUGCGUAUGUAUCCUGUCGGUCCGAUUCUACCGCCGCACGAAUCGUCGGAAGAUUGUAUCGUGGGAGGGUACCGCGUACGGCGAGGGACGAUGCUGUUGGUGAACGCGUGGGCGAUACAUAACGACCCACUGGUAUGGGACGAGCCAAGGGAUUUCAGGCCGGAGAGGUUUCUGAAAUUCCGGGAAGAAACAGAGGGUUUGGCGAUGGUGCCGUUCGGAUAUGGAAGGAGAGGCUGCCCCGGCGAGAAUUUGGCGAUGCGCGUGGUCGGGCUGGGGCUGGCGGCCAUGAUUCAGUGCUUCGACUGGGCCAGAGUCGGUCCGGAGAUGGUGGACAUGGCGGGCGGCGCGGGGCUGACGAUGCCCAAGGCGGAGCCGCUGGUGGCGAAAUGCCGCCCACGGCGGAGCGCCGGGGAAUUGCUCCGCCAGAUGACGGUUUGACCAAAGUCAACAGAUUAGGUAUGUAUGUAUGUACAUUUUUUAUAUUUAAAUUCACAGAAAAAUCAAAAUUGAAUUUUAAUAACAACCACUGUGUAGUUGGAAUGAUGUCAUGAAAAAUAAAAUUGUGAGUUGGGUUUUUCAGAUUUUAUAAAAAUUGAAUUAUAGUGGUGAAAAAUACUAUAAAAAUACUUUUUGUGUGAUAAAGAUUUUUGAAAAAGAAAAAUGAAAAAAAUUAUAUUUGAUGGUAUUUGGAUGACUUUAAUGGACAAGGACCAAGUCAGAUAAGUUAGAUGGUUUCAUGAAUCCAAGUCAACUGCUUUCUAGAUUUGAUUAUUUUAAGGUUUCGUAAUAGUGAGUGAUAUCAUCAAGCUUAUGUUUGAACGUGU